UUGGCAUGAGCGAGCUCUGACAGCACGCAGGACGGUGCGGAGUGUACGAGGUCUACGGGAAGAUGGCUGCCAAAGAAAACAGGAGCAGUGCAUGAGGUUCAGGAGGUGGAGGGGUGUGGAGCCAGUCCUGGUUCUUGUCUGUAGCUAUCACCCUGUCCAUGACAAGGAUGCUCCCAGCUCCAGCGCAGUAUCAUUAUCUGUGGGAGAUCAGCUCUGGAAACGUGCCAGCUGGAUCCACUGUGAGGACGUUUGGAAGACUCGGCAGCUAUGAUUCGGCUAGGUCGGAGGCGUUGCUCACAGCACAUCACUCUGCAGCUCAUCAUAAGCUUCGCUUGAACACGCGGUUUGUGGAGCCCUUUUCAGCUCAACUUGGAUCAUACUACCUAGCUCUGGGAGAGCUGGACUCCGUGGAUGAGGGGCCUCUUGUGCUAUGUGCUCGCUUAUUGACCUGCAUGGAGGGCGUAGACCUUUCCCUUUUGCAAUAUGGAGUAGAAGAACAGAGAAGAUACUUUCAUGACAGAGAAGCAGCCCAGGCGAACAUCUAAACCCAAUUUAGGAAAUAGGCUUCUUUUACAUGACCUUUAGUCUUAACUAAUCUAAUACUAGUUGGUGUUGAAUGUCAUUGUCACAUUGGAAGCAGAGAAGAUGUAUAGUAGUCUAGAAAGAUGUGGCCUACAAAGCCUACAUGUCCUGUUUGUUUCUGAAGACUUCUGUAUAGACUUGUAGGAAGUGUGCUGCAUAUUUCAGCUGCUAUUUGGCUGUAGGGGCAGGAUUGCUAGCAAUCAUUAUAUUACAAAAGCUAAUGAGUCUAUGAAAAGAUGAAUCUGUAAAUUCUCGAAACCGUCUCAUGUAACUAAACUUGUCUGGUGGCAGAAAGACAAGCUCCACUUAGUGUUCCCCAUGGUAGUCACCAUUAAUGAAUAUAUCUGGUCCAUCGGAGAGUGACGGUGACAGAGCCAGGUCCUCAUCCUUCUGAGAACUUCCGCCUGGAUCGUCUGCAUUUGUAACAAAGGACUGGUCAACUAUAAUUGAUAGAUUCCACCCUAUGACAUUGGCAUCCCAGUGAUAAAGAUUGCUGCCAAUCCCAGUCAUUUGUUUAAUUUUCUAGGGGAGAGACGAAUGUCAGCAAUGGACUCGGGCGCACCUUGUGAGAGUUUUAUAAUAAAGAUAUAUUUGGUUUA
Messenger RNA from Bufo bufo (common toad), 1181 nucleotides. RefSeq names its product TEN1 subunit of CST complex (gene TEN1). NCBI's taxonomy places the organism in Eukaryota, Metazoa, Chordata, Amphibia, Anura, Bufonidae. Bases 159 to 545 code for a protein of 128 amino acids. The record is from RefSeq and is a predicted model, not a curated record. Gene Ontology annotation, cellular component: CST complex. The transcript is spliced from 4 exons. Gene Ontology annotation, molecular function: single-stranded DNA binding; telomeric repeat DNA binding; telomerase inhibitor activity. Gene Ontology annotation, biological process: negative regulation of telomere maintenance via telomerase.